This is a messenger RNA of Echinostoma caproni, 1854 nucleotides long. The record is from the annotation of a GenBank genome assembly. NCBI's taxonomy places the organism in Eukaryota, Metazoa, Platyhelminthes, Trematoda, Plagiorchiida, Echinostomatidae.
AUGACACUCCCAGCGAAACGUGUUUGCUUAGAAGCAUUACCGGAUGAUGUGGUUAAACCCGCCGAGGAGCCAAACUCCGGAGAUUCUGAUAGUGAUUCAACCAGUCCGGAAGGGUUAGAGGAAUCAGAUGUGGGUAUCGCGGCUUUUAUCAAUCCGAAUAUUCAUGGCUUCAAAUGCACAUUGAAAAAUCGGUACAAACAGUUUUCUUUAAUCCCAUUUAAAUUGACCAGUUUCGUUCAGACCAAACCGGAGGCACAGUCCGCUGUCGCAAUACUUGAACCGUACCAUGCUGACCUAACCAAAUUGAUGAAUCAUGAAUGCGAGCAGGUCAAAAUCGAGGCGCCAGAACUGAAAGAGGAACGAACGGCGAUUCACAAAGCAAUUCGCGCUGUUUAUCCGCAGCUGGAUAGUCGAACUGUCAGAGUGGAUGAAUCACAUCAGAUCAUUACGGUGAAUCGAGCUGCAUCUGGUUGCCCCUCGUUUCGUGUACCUAAAAAUCAAGCCUACUGUCGCUUUGUUCUGUACAAAGAAGGGAAAGAUACAAUCAGUGCCAUUCAAUUGCUCAGCCGCUGCUUGCACAUUCGUCCAGGUUCAUUUGCCUAUGCAGGAACCAAAGAUCGUCGAGCUAUCACUACACAGUUUGUCACAUUGAAAGGCAUUGAUUCGCAUCGUUUGAGUGCACUGAAUCGAAAAUUACGCGGUAUUCGUCUGGGCAAUUUCUCCUACGUGCCGAGGCCCUUGUUUUUGGGUGAUUUAGACGGGAAUCGUUUCACCCUGGUGCUCAGGUCGGUACAAGCCUUGGAUUCGGUUGUACAAAAGGCGAUUGAAGUAUGGCAACGAGAUGGUUUUAUCAAUUACUAUGGUUUGCAACGAUUCGGUCAUUCGGCAAAAGCCAAAAGUUUUGAUACCGGCAGGUACAUUAUUCAAAACGAUUGGACUAGCGCUAUCAAUGCCAUUCUUCUCCCAACCAAAGCCGAUCUACCCUGUGUACGGCAAUUAAAACACAAUUACUUGAAGGGGGAUAGCGCGAAGCAGUGUGCCGAUUCCGGACCACCCUGUAUGGAACGGGAACUGUUAUGCGGUGUGGACAAACACGGGUUGACAGUUAAAGCACUCCAGUCGCUACCACGCAAUCUUCGUCAGCUUUACGUGCACAGUUAUCAGAGUCGGAUAUGGAAUCGUGUAGCAACUCGUCGCAUCCGUGAUCUUUCCACAGACACAGACAGUCUCCCACACACCAUUGCCGGUGAUUUGUAUCUGCCGAGUGCGGCAGAUCUUGGUUGUGACCUCUUGGAUGAUUUUUCAGUUGUUCCGGAGGACGAGGAUUCGGAAAGACAGGAUCAAGCGCGUCGAUCGGACGAUCGCCCAUCUCUUCCCUGCCCUAAAGUUGCUACGGCGACAGAUUGCUCUUCCAUUCCGAUCACCGAUGUGGUCCUUCCUCUACCCGGUUUCGCUGUCCGAUAUCCUGAGAACGAGAGCGGUCAAUGGUAUCACGAGCUAUUAAAAGAAGAUGGGCUCACUGUGGACAGUCUACGUCAUCAGGUGAAAGAUUUCGCCCUCCCCGGUUCUUAUCGGGCUCUGGUUGUCAAACCGAAGGAUGUCUCGUUCACAAUUCGUGAAUACACUGAUCCCAGUGUGCCACUGAUUGAAUCAGAUUUACAAAAACUGGAAGGCUCUGCGAACCAGUCAAACGAAACCAACGCCCACGAGCACAACGCAUCAUCGGAACCGGUAGAUAAUUCGAACACAAGCAAAUCGGAACGAGCUGUCGUUUUACAAUUCACGUUGCCUAAAUCUAGUUACGCAACGGUCGCAAUACGAGAAUUGACCAAAUGCUUUGUGGAAAAACACUGA